UCGGCAACAAAUCAAUAUAGACACACGAGCAAACGCAUCCAUACAGGUCACAAGUUCAUCAAACUUCAACGGCAUACACAGCUAGCGGCAGAUAUGGCUCCAGCUCGACUUGUUGCAGGGAUGCUGCUGGCGGCGAUCGGCUGUGUGCUCUCUGUGGCCGCGGACAACCCGACCACACAAUCCCCCCAACCGUUCGUCUGGCAGAAGGCGCAUGCGACGUUCUAUGGCGGCGCGGACGCCUCUGACACAAUGGGUGGCGCGUGCGGGUACGGCAACCUCUUCUCUGAAGGGUACGGGACGCGAACCGCAGCUCUAAGCACAGUGUUGUUCAAUGACGGUGCCGCUUGCGGGCAGUGCUACAAGAUCGCAUGUGAUCGCAAGCGCGCAGACCCGUUGUUUUGCAAGCCCGGCGUGACGGUCACCGUCACGGCCACAAACUUCUGUCCACCCAACGACGCCCUCCCCAAUGACAACGGCGGUUGGUGCAACCUGCCACGGCCACACUUCGACAUGGCACAACCGGCCUGGGAGAAGAUCGGUGUUUAUAGAGGUGGCAUCAUCCCUGUCAUGUACCAGAGAGUUCCGUGCGUGAAGCGGGGUGGCGUGAGGUUCAAAAUUAAUGGUCACGAUUACUUCAUUCUUGUGCUUGUGAGCAACGUUGCUGCAACAGGCUCGAUCCAGUCCAUGGAUGUGAAGUGCUCUGAUUCCGAGGACUGGACGCCUAUGGCACGCAACUGGGGCGCUAACUGGCACUCGCUGGCUAACCUCACCGGCAAGAUGCUCUCCUUCAGGCUAACCAACACUGAUGGACACACGCUUGUAUUCAACAACAUUGUGCCAAAGGGGUGGAACUUUGGGCAAUCAUUUGCUAGCAAAUUGCAAUUCUAGUGAACAAUGUCUACCGAGCUAUGGAUUUGUCAUAAUUAUGUUGUGUAAAAUACUAGUUAUGGUGCUUAAUGUGUGUGCUGCUUGUUGUAGCACUGAUCUAAUCUUACCAUUAAAUUUGUUCAUACUCACUGUGUAAUUCGUAUGGUGUAUAUACUCACUGUGCUAGCAAAUUUGUAUUGUGUUUAUUAUAUCAACUGUGUACUGUUUGAAUUUACUUUUAUGAUGCAUUAAGUAAAUAGAUUAUGCCCUUUGCUAUGUAUGGUAACCUGCUAACAUACAGGCACAGAAAAAUAUCCAGUUAGGAAAUGGA
Molecule: messenger RNA, 1198 nt
Organism: Hordeum vulgare subsp. vulgare (domesticated barley)
Lineage: Eukaryota; Viridiplantae; Streptophyta; Magnoliopsida; Poales; Poaceae
Product: expansin-A24-like
Exons: 3
Coding region: 94-888 (264 amino acids)
Biological process (GO): plant-type cell wall organization
Cellular component (GO): extracellular region
Source: RefSeq, a predicted model, not a curated record